Molecule: messenger RNA, 1829 nt
Organism: Oncorhynchus tshawytscha (Chinook salmon)
Lineage: Eukaryota; Metazoa; Chordata; Actinopteri; Salmoniformes; Salmonidae
Product: T-lymphocyte activation antigen CD80
Exons: 8
Coding region: 191-1042 (283 amino acids)
Biological process (GO): cellular response to lipopolysaccharide; immune response; cell surface receptor signaling pathway
Cellular component (GO): external side of plasma membrane
Source: RefSeq, a predicted model, not a curated record
AAUUCUGAUAAGCUGCUGUAUGCUACAAUGGCAACAUUAGUAAACUAGAAAAGCAAAAAGGACUUUCCCUGGCUAAAGCCACACCCCCAGAAUGCUGAAGGAAGAAGGGCUGGUUGUCUGUGCUGAGAACACAUCACACGCCAACUUCUCAGACUUCACACUCGAGUACGGCUGUUAAGAAAGGCAAAGCAUGACUGUGGACUACAGGAUGUGUGCGCGUCGGCUGCUUCGAAGGUGUGUCAUCUUAUUCCUGGUAUCGGUUCAGUUCAUUCAAAGUAAAGAUGUCACCAUGGUGAUAGGAGAGGUGGGUGGGGCUGUGACCCUCCCCUGUACCUCUGACAUCCAGAGACUCCCAAACCACCUGUAUGUACAGAGACCUGACCCAAACAAGUUCAUUAAUGGCUACCAUAAGACGAGGGACUUACCAUCCCCUCACCCGGAGUAUGCAAACCGUACUCAAGUAGACCACACACAGGGAACAAUGAGGCUGUGGAAUAUACGGCUGUCAGAUGAGGGGCUGUACGAAUGCCACAUCGGAUACCCAACCAAGAACAACCAGAAGAACAUCCAGCUCAGAGUGACAGCCAACUACAGCAUCCCCAAUGUAACAGUGGCCUGUGACAACGGCAGCUGCUUGGUGACAUGUUCCUCUGACAACGGUUACCCUCGUAGGGAUGUUGAGUGGAGCCUGAACCCUCCUCUUAACCAGAGCCACUGGGGAGUAGUGAACAGCAGUGGGGGGACAGACCCGGUCUCUAUGCUGUUCUCUGUCUUCAGUUCCAUAUCCAUCAACUGCUCCUCUGAACCCCGGCUGAACCUCAGCUGUGCUGUAGGGGGCGCCCUCUCACAGGAACACACUGUUUGCAGGCAUCCUGAUAUCUCUGUUAUCUCUGUGAUCUCUGCUGUCUCUGUGAUCGCUGCUGUUCUGCUGUGUUUCCUGGUUCUGGUAUCUAGCAGCAAGAAAAAGAAGGCUCAGACAGCCAGAGGUAAUCAAGGAGGAAAGGGACCAGCAAGUUCAGAGGAAAAUGUACAGCUGACCUGAAGGAACCCAGAAACUUGAACAUUUGGAAGGCAGAAUGUGAAAGGUUCUAUCAUUUGAUAAUUAUAAAUCUGAACUCAUUGGAUACUGCCUUCUAAUGGGACAUGAUAAAGGGGUUGCUGAGGUGACCUAACCAUUGCCUGGACUUGUUGCUGUUGGAAACUAUGUUAGCUUUCCUCUACACGCUGCAGUUCAGGGGUGUUUUCACGGUGUUGAGGAGACUAACAAUUGUAUAAAUAUUUAACUAGUAUGUUCAAAUGACUGAGUUCCACAGAAGAACCAAUGAAAACUAGAAGUGCAAUGACUGUCCUCAAUGUGUGCACUAAACCAGGGUAUGUAGUAUCCAAGGGAACAUAUCUAGUAUUUGUACUGCGUUUGUAUUAGGACUAGAGACAUGCACUGCACUUUAGAGAAGUGUACACUUAUCCAGUGUAUUCAGGGAUGGACUGUAUUCAACUGAUGAAUACUGGAAGUGGAUACUGGAAGUGGAUACUGGAAGUGGAUACUGGAAGUGAAUACUGGAAGUGGAUACUGGAAGUGGAUACUGGAAGUGGAUACUGGAAGUGGAUACUGGAAGUGGAUACUGGAAGUGGAUACUGGAAGUGAAUGUGUCUGUCCGUAAUAGAUCUUACCUCAGAUCCUAUACCAGCAUCUCCCAGUAGGUCAGAGUCCACCCCACAUACAGUUGAAGUCAGAAGUUUACAUACACUUAGGUUGGAGUCAUUAAAUCUAAUUUUACAGAUUAUUUCACUUAUAAUUCACUGCAUCAUAAUUCCAGUGGGUCAGAGAU